CGGACUUUUCACUCUUUAACCGGUCAAUCGGUCAUGGCGACUUGGGCUAACGGAGUCCGAGCCGUGUUGCUGGAUAUUAGCGGCGUCUUGUAUGACAGCGGCGGAGCUGCCGGGGGUACCGUGAUCCCGGGCUCCAUAGAAGCAGUAAACAGGAUAAGGCACUCUGGACUGAAAUUACGUUUUUGCACGAAUGAGUCCCAAGCCACACGCUCUCAUUUUGUCCGGAAACUUCAAAGGUUUGGUUUUACGAUAUCUGAAGACGAAGUAACCGCACCAGGUCCCGCAGCACGAAAUCUUCUGAAGGAACGUGGAUUGCGUCCUCACUUGUUGGUACAUGAUGACCUGCUGCCUGAGUUUGACUCAGUCGAUAUAUCCGAACCCAAUUGUGUCAUUAUUGGAGAUGCUGCUGAAAACUUUUCUUAUCAGAACCUGAACCGUGCCUUCCAGGCGUUACUGAACAUGGAGAAACCGAUCCUCAUAUCACUAGGAAAGGGGCGUUAUUAUAAGGAAACAGACGGCUUGAAGUUAGACGUUGGGGCGUAUAUGAAGGCACUAGAGUAUGCCUGUGAUAUACCCGCCGAGGUUGUGGGCAAGCCAUCUCCAAACUUUUUUAUGUCCGCUUUGGCAGAAAUGGGUGUCAAGCCAGAUGAGGCUCUCAUGGUUGGAGAUGAUCUAGUGAAUGACAUUGGUGGAGCUCAGAGCUGUGGUAUUCGAGCUGUUCUCGUACGGACUGGAAAAUACAGACCUUCUGAUGAAAAGCAUCCUGAUGUGACCGCCAAUGGAUACGUGGAUAAUUUAGCCCAGGCAGUAGACUUGCUACUUUCAUCUCAGGGGUCUCAUCUAUGACCUGGAUCCUUUGUCACCUUGCCAGAUCUUAUGUAUGUGUGCUAUGUAAUAAGACACAUAACAAACUAAAAA
This is a messenger RNA of Spea bombifrons (plains spadefoot toad), 918 nucleotides long. It is a transcript of the gene LHPP, whose product is annotated as phospholysine phosphohistidine inorganic pyrophosphate phosphatase. Gene Ontology annotation, cellular component: cytosol. Gene Ontology annotation, biological process: dephosphorylation. Lineage: Eukaryota; Metazoa; Chordata; Amphibia; Anura; Pelobatidae. Gene Ontology annotation, molecular function: phosphatase activity; inorganic diphosphate phosphatase activity. The transcript is spliced from 7 exons. The coding region runs from base 34 to 846 and encodes 270 amino acids. The record is from RefSeq and is a predicted model, not a curated record.